Molecule: messenger RNA, 4083 nt
Organism: Clonostachys byssicola
Lineage: Eukaryota; Fungi; Ascomycota; Sordariomycetes; Hypocreales; Bionectriaceae
Source: the annotation of a GenBank genome assembly
AUGAUGGAAGCCACAGAGCAAGACGAGCCGUUUCGACUCCAAGACGAUAGCGACUCUUAUACCCGCUCGGCCGUUUAUCCCUCUAGCGACCUCCCGCAUAGCGCGGAACUCAUCAGCGGUCACAAUGCGCCAGCGGUUAGCUCUGUGUAUGGUAACUCGGACCAACCGAGAAACGAGUUUCUCAACCUCGUGACGACUAUCUCCCAAGCCUAUCGGCGACGGCGGUACAUCAAAAUGCGAGGGGUCAACAAUGUCCCCUUUGUCGCUCUUGCGGAAGGAUCCGACUUUCAAGUCAGCCAGCCCAUCGAGUUCGCGCUAUCCCAUAGUCAAGGCAUUUCGCGCACGAAAGAAAUCGUCGUCAUCAAGCAAUCGGUUCGGAAUGCACCGGGCCGUCCGCUUAAACCUGCGGACAUGUCUAAGAUAGCCCUCGAGCUUCGUAUCUUGGAUCACUUUCACAAUCAUGAAAAUAUCGUCUCGUUACGCGGCGUCGGCUGGUUCUAUGAAAAUUCGUAUGAUAAUGCCUUGACCCCGUGCGCGCAACCCGCCUUGUUACUCGAGCACGCACAGGGAACUCUAAGCACCCUCUUACGCUCGUGGGACGCUACUUCUGUCGAGGCACGUUUGUUUCUUUGUAGAGACGUUACCAUGGGGCUCAAGGCCCUGCAAGAGGCUGGCGUUGGCCACGGGGAUCUCAAACCAGCGAAUAUACUCAUCUUCGCGCACGGUAGCAGUACAGACCAUGCUCCCAUGGCUAAAUAUUACGCCAAAAUCUCCGACUUCAGCCAGGCUAGAUUGGCUGACACGACCACGAAACGAAGGUUAGGGGGCACGUUUCCGUAUCUUCCUCCUGAAAGAGAUGAAGAACUAUCUGCCACCGAAGUUCAAGCAGCAGAUGUAUGGUCCUUGGGAGUUUUGUUUGCAGCGACAUUAUUUGAUCAAGAGCUGGAUGCCAACCCCAUGCGGCUCAGGCGCGAGUCCGACUUCGAUGGCGAGUUACUCGGGGAGAGUAUCAAGCAAGCCUCCCAGCAGCAAUUUCAUCAGUCCACUUUGGAAUCGUUUUGGCAUCAGCUCUGGACCCAAAUGUUUGCUUAUACCCUGCAAAAAGAUGCUCAAGACCGCGCCUUUAUCAAGCUUUGCGAAUCCAUGCACGCCACGUUCACAGACUAUCUUCAGCGUAUAAAACGGGUGCUUGUAGAUCACCAAAACUCUCAUGUUGCCCGAUUGAAGACUAAUGAUGCACUUGAGCUUUUCAUAAGUUAUGAGGGCUUCAAACCCGUGAGCAAUCAAGUCAAAGAUAUGGUUGAAAGCGAGCUACUAGCUAUAUGUGACGGCCCCGAUAGCCCGCUUCGGGCGACUGCUUGCUUUGAACUUGCAGUCGUGCUUCUAUCCGCAUUCGCCAGACCAUGCACCGACGAACGUACCAGAAGAGGCCUUUCGUACCUCUACCAAGCCGCUGAGCUAGGCGAUCUAAGAGCCAAGGCACUGGGCCUUCGUCUGACUAUUUCAUUCAGGGUGGAGAGACUCCCAGACUAUGACGAUGAGCGCCUGCAAAAGUGGCAACGAGAAGCAGUAGCGAGCGGACAUUCAAUAUUGAUGCAAGACAUUGAUGAUGGCGAUACUUAUCAGGCAUCUGGAUCACUCGACGGGAUUGAUGCAACAUCCAUCUUGACUGAUCAGCUGGACCUCCAUGAAGCGGCGGCUUCUGGCAACCUAGCAGCAUUGGAAAAUUCUAUCAAAAACCAUUCGCUGGAUGAGAAGAAUAGCAGCGGAGAGACGGCCUUGAUCGUAGCGGCUCGGAGCGGCCAAGUCCCGGCGAUACUUCGAUUGCUACAUGCCGGAGCGGAUCCCUCUUUAUGUGACAGCAACAAUGCGAACAUCCUGCACCAUGCUUGGUGCUACCAGGGACCUUUCGAGGGCGUUAGGGACGUCCUUCAGUUCUGUAGAGAUCGCAAUUACUCGGACCUCUUCUUCCAAUCUGCAGAUGGCCUGCUUCAAACUGGUCACUUGAGCCUGUACCCAACACCGCCAGGCACGCCACUCGAGAGAGCUGUGGCGAAGUCCAAAAUCCGCCUUGUUGAUCUCUUCCUUACCAUCAUGCCUAGAAGGUCCCCCUUGAAUGGCGUGAUUCUACGUCGAGCGCUGCUGCUUGCCUUCAAGUUCUGUCACGUAGCUAUCCAAGAACGGCUCAUAUCCUAUGCGUGCCAGGAGUCAGCAUCCGAACAUAGGUUGGACAAGCCACUGUGGAAUACCAUGUGGGAUUUCAGGGGAGCCGGCUACACAUAUAUGGACGCUAUUGUAGUUGGGACAAUUUCCGGCGACGGUCAAGGCGUGGAUCUUCCGAUUGAUUUCUGGCGCAGGUGUUGUCUCGGUAAAGAGGCUGUUGAUCGUGUUCUAGAGUCAUUGGUGCGUUUGAUAUAUUGGGGUGUGGAAUCCUCCCAGGGUGAUAAAAUACCUCGUGAAAAGGCAGAAGAGAUGCUAGAUAAAGCUAUUAAGCUAGCCCUUGUUGAAAGAUCUUACGACGCCGUCGAGAUCCUACUGGCAGAGAAGGGAGAGAUCACCCUAGGAGUCCACAAUAGGUGCCUGAGCAUUCGACACUUGGCUUGGAGAUCGAUCCUUGCUCCGUUCGGCCCUCUAUCCGAAUUACUACACGAAGACUGGAUGAGAAGAAGGGACCUUUUUCUUCACGCAGAACCAGAUUUGCAAGUCAACUAUAUUGACCAGAUCUUUCAUGAUUCUGAAGGGAGAACUUUGGCCCAGCAAGCUAUCUUGAAUGGCGAUCGAACUGUUUUUCAGAUCCUCAUCAGACACUUUGGUGCUGAUCUACGUCUGCCUGCACCCCUGAGUUUGGACUUCCCAAUCGACACUGUACCUCACGGCCAGAUGAAUCUGUACUCCUUGAUCGCUCGCUCUGAGCAGUUCGACUGGUGGUUUGCAGAAGAAGCAUGGAGUUUGAAGAUACCCAUAUCAUGGCCCCUGCUGUCACCAACGGCCACAUCAGAUCUACAGUUACCGCCACUCUACCAUGCGCUUGGAAAUCACUUCUGGGCAAUGAGCUUCUGGCUUUUCCGGAAUGGUGCAACAAUGCUUGACGAAGUGACUAAGGGCAUCGAUCUUCUCGAGCUUCUGCUGUCACCACAAUUCUUGGACGUGAAAAUUAUGGGGUUCCUAUUUCCUCCUCUCCCAGAUGCAAGUCACGACCUCCUGCCAGAAUACUUUCAAAAUGAUCCGCAGUAUUGGAUGUUUCAAUACCUACAAAAGGCGAAAUUGUUCGCCGAACCGUACCGUGCCGGUGCCCAUCGUGGAGAUCGACCUAAUACUUUCGGUCUUCAUGCAAAAGACUCAUACAAAGCAAUAGGCGCACAUUGGAAAAUUCUGUUCGAGUCCCAUCACCCUGGCUUGGAUCGGGCGAAUACCGUAGGGAUAUAUUUUCCUAGUGGUGACUGGAGGCCUAUCAUUCGAAGACACUGUAUUUUCCGCCAAGCCCUGUCACUUGGCUGGGAGACUCUAGAGGACACCAUCAAAAGCUACCAGGAGAAUGGUAACUUCCCCAGACAAUCAUGGAGUUCAUUACUGAUAGGCUCUCCCUUGGACGACAUGUCUUUCACGGGGAUGGGAAAGUCCGAUCUGUGGCAAGACUACUGGUACCUCCCAAGCAUCUGGCACCGGCUGUUCCAGCAAUGCGUAUCUAUCGCUAUAUGCAUACUCCUUGUGAUAUACACCAGCCGAACAGUAGAGUUUCGAUGGCCUCGUCAGGAAACCGCCUUCGAAGAUAUCCUACUCGACUUCAAGUCAACUAUCAUCUUGAUAGGAGUGGUCGUGCCCGCCGGCAUCGGAGUUGUCGUUGCGGGCAUUGGCAUUAGAACCGCAUCUUUCGGAGAUUCUAGCGACGAUAACGGGCGUAAGAUCUCCAAUCAUCCAGUCCAUGCGUUCAUCAAUGGUUGUGUGAAGAUGUGGUUCGCCUUGUAUCACAGGUACCUCAGCAUCAGGUAUCUAAGUUCAGUUGAAGACUGCGAUGAAUACGUUCUUGGGUCGCAAUAUCAGCUCUUGGCACGACAAUCAGAUUUUACGCGUCGCAAAAUCUGA